Messenger RNA from Spea bombifrons (plains spadefoot toad), 1027 nucleotides. It is a transcript of the gene NFU1, whose product is annotated as NFU1 iron-sulfur cluster scaffold. Bases 80 to 835 code for a protein of 251 amino acids. The record is from RefSeq and is a predicted model, not a curated record. The transcript has 8 exons. Gene Ontology annotation, molecular function: iron ion binding; iron-sulfur cluster binding. Gene Ontology annotation, biological process: iron-sulfur cluster assembly. Lineage: Eukaryota; Metazoa; Chordata; Amphibia; Anura; Pelobatidae. Gene Ontology annotation, cellular component: mitochondrion.
CGGCUGACCGCGCCAAACAGGCAAUACCAGGGCAGCUUUUGCGGUGACGUUUUGGGGGCCUUUCAAUAACACAACAAACAUGGCGGCUCCCGUGAACAGGUGGCUGGGCUGCGUAGCUGGAAGAUUUUAUCGACAACUGCAGAGAACAGAGCUUUAUUCGACCAGAGCACAUUAUCCGUUUGUUGUGAAGAAAUCACAGCUGCUGCCUAAUUUAUUUAUUAAUCCAGUGAGAUGCAUGUUCAUCCAAACACAGGACACCCCAAAUCCCAACAGCAUCAAAUUUAUCCCUGGGAGAGCGGUCCUGGAUGCAAGAACCAUGGACUUCCCAAGCCCUGCUGCAGCAUACUGCUCACCUUUGGCCAGACAUCUGUUCCGAGUGGAGGGAGUGAAAAGCGUCUUCUUAGGUCCUGAUUUCAUCACGAUCACCAAGGAUAGUGAAGGGUUUGACUGGAACUUGAUAAAACCCGACAUAUAUGCGACCAUCAUGGACUUCUUCUCCUCUGGCCUUCCCGUGGUAUCUGAGGAUGCUCCCCGUCCUGACUCUGGUGUUUCAGAAGAUGAUGAUGAGGUAGUGGCUAUGAUUAAAGAACUUCUGGAUACUCGAAUCAGGCCCACAGUCCAAGAAGAUGGCGGUGAUGUUCUCUACAAAGGCUUUCAGGACGGCAUUGUACAGCUGAAGCUGCAAGGUUCCUGCACGAGUUGUCCCAGUUCUAUUAUAACACUGAAGAGCGGCAUACAAAACAUGCUUCAGUUCUACGUCCCAGAGGUAGAAGGUGUCGAGCAGGUAACUGAUGACGAUGAAGAAGAACCUGGGAAGGAGCUCAAUUCUCCCUAAUACAAUUCAUCUUAUAUCCAGCGAGUAACUUGCAAUAUUGUUUUAGCAGUACACCCGAUGCAAGAUUGUCACCAAUGCUCACCUAAGAGUUUCUUUAUCCUAGAAAAAAGAUCUGUGGUUUUAUGUUUGUCUUUCACAGUUGAGCAGCAAUCCUUAUUUAUCUGCUUAUAAUAAAAACAAUAAAUUAAGUAA